Messenger RNA from Panicum virgatum (switchgrass), 1795 nucleotides. RefSeq names its product chaperone protein dnaJ 20, chloroplastic-like. Bases 1101 to 1586 code for a protein of 161 amino acids. Lineage: Eukaryota; Viridiplantae; Streptophyta; Magnoliopsida; Poales; Poaceae. Gene Ontology annotation, cellular component: chloroplast. The transcript has 3 exons. The record is from RefSeq and is a predicted model, not a curated record.
CGCCCGUACGUGUUGCGCGCGACGUGUGUCCCGUGCCCAUGCCGUGCCCAUCCCGCCGCACCCUUAUCCCUUCACCCAGGUGCCUCACUCCCUCCUCUCCUUCCCAGACCACGCCGGCCUCUCUUGCUCGCGCCCGAGCUCCACCAUCGGCUGCCAUGGCCACCGAGAUCCACUUGGCAGUGAAAUCCCACUUCCGGUCAUCAUCUUCGACAACCAAAGGCUAGAAUCGACUUUCCUCGACUCGCUGAAGCUCAUGCUCUCCUCGUUCCAGCGCGUUCCGCAAGUUUCCGCGCUCGUUCCUGAGCCAUGCCGCCGCCGGCAUGCUGCUGCUCGCCGCGAGCCGCGUGCACGCGCCCUUGUGCUGUGCCGCCGAGCGCCCUCACUCCGCCCGGCCUUGCUGAAUCCUUCCAUGGCCGCACCAUCGUCCUCCCUCGCUGGAGCGCCGCCGCACGCCGCCAUCACCGCCGCCGAGGUGCUGCUACCGCCGCCGGCGCCUCUCCGAUCGCCCCCAACCCCAACCAAGCCCACCUACAGGUACGCUAGAUGUACAACGCAUGGAGGUGAAGCACAUGAUUUUGGAGCCGAGUCAGAAGACGGUGAAUGGUGGACACAUCUAGAAGAUGGAUGAAUGGAUCCCGAUGUGCAUGACCCAAAGGAAGGUAUAGAAGCUAACCAGGAUUCGCAUCAGUGGACUCGAUGUGACGUGCUCACGUGUUAAUAGUUAUUGUUUUGUUUUAUUGGUUCUCCAUAAAAUUUCCUUUUCUCAGGUCAUAUUCUCUUCCGCUGCUGUCAUUUAUUUUAUGUAAAUUCUAAAUUUAGAAUUGUUUUUGUAAAUUUUUAUGUUAUCUAUUUUUGUGAAAUUAUAUCAUGCCGGUACCGUCUGCGCCCGCCGUUAUGCGAGACUUCUGGUGUGUUUCGGUCGGCGUGUGGGUUGGAAACAGGCUGUCAGGUUAUACUUAAUUAAGCUAAUGCGCCUGAUGUGUUCAAAUGAUGACCAUUACGUUUAAUUAAGCCGUUUAACUUUGCGGUUCUGUCACAACAUCUCCACCUACAAAAGCUAACUUGCUUGGUGCGCUAGAUCUCAGGUAGCUAAGCUAGCCAUGAACACGGCCGGCACCAUCGUCCCCAUGGCGAGAUUCCCCAGCCGCAGGAUUAACACCACUGCUGCCGUUGGCCGGAGGAGCUGGUGCAAGGGGAUGGCGGCGGCGGCGGCGGCGGCGGCGGCGGCAGGGACGACGGCGUCGGCGAGGUCAAGUCUCUGCUCGGAGACCAGAAUGAGCGACUACUACAAGUUGCUGUCGCUGGAGCACCGGGCGGACGUAGGCCCGGCGGACAUCAAGCGCGCAUACCGGCGGCUGGCGCUGCGGUGCCACCCCGACGUGUACCCGCCGUCGCGGCGCGCCGAGUCCACGGAGCUCUUCCUCGAGCUGCGGCGCGCGUACGAGACGUUCUCCGACCCGGCGCGGAAGGCCCGGUACGACGCCGGCAUGAGGGCUGGCGGCGGGGGCGCGUUGAGGCGCGGCGCUGGUGUCGCGAGGGACGUUUGGGAGUCCCAGCUCUGCGUGCUGCGCGCGCGCUCCGAUUAACGCCACGGAGCGAGGAGUGGCCAGCGGCUGGUCUGAUGGGCGGCACGCAUGACAACGUGCGAGAACUCUCGCGAGAGAUACACAUCGAGGUGUCCUGCUUCGUAGAUCCGCGUUCUAACUCAUUCUUUCGUUCUGGGCUGUGCAAUUGAAUUUUGUAAAGUGACAAGUCGUAAUAAAUAAAAGAGUAAAGUCCAUUUUUGGCCAUCCAA